AUGGCCAUUGACGAGGUCACCCCUGCGCCGCAGGUGACGGAAACCGCUGCUGGAAACGACAGUGACAAGAUCAGCGUCAAGACGGGCGCGAACCCUCUGAAGAAGUUUGGCAAGAAGAAGGAUGGCAACGGAAAUGAAGAUGUGGAGAAAGAUGGCAUUGGAGGGGAUACGCCGCCGCAUGACUUGCAGCGCAGGCUGAAGAGCAGACAUUUGCAGAUGAUUGCUAUCGGUGGUACAAUUGGAACGGGUUUGUUCAUCAGUAGUGGAACAGCCAUCGCACACUCCGGUCCGGCGGGUGCCCUCAUCGCCUAUAUCUUCGUUGGUUCGAUUGUGUUCUCGGUCAUGUCCUCACUAGGUGAGGUCGCAACGUAUCUUCCAAUCUCCGGUUCUUUCACCUCCUACACCGCACGACUCGUCGAUCCCAGUCUGGGCUGCGCGAUGGGUUGGAUCUAUUGGUUUAACUGGGCUUCGACGUACGCUGUGGAACUGACUGCUACCGGUCUGAUUGUUCAGUAUUGGGACGAUCAACUGUCGGUAGCCAUCUUCAUCGCCAUCUUUUGGGUAGUGAUCACACUUCUCAAUUUCCUCCCGGUCGGCUUUUAUGGAGAAAUCGAGUUCUGGUUUUCGAUGAUCAAAGUGCUCACGGUCCUGGGAUUCAUGAUCUUCGCUAUCUGCAUUGACGCUGGCGUGGGACAGCAGGGCUACCUUGGAUUCCACACGUGGAAGGAGCCCGGAGCAUUUGCUCCCUAUCUGAUCGACGCGUCAAAUCCGGUGUCCAAGUUCGUCGGUUUCUGGGCCGUGCUUGUGCAGGCCGGUUUCUCCUACCAAGGUACCGAGCUGGUUGGUGUCGCGGCCGGUGAGACGGAGAAUCCGGAGAAGACCGUUCCCUCGGCCAUCCGCAAGACCUUCAUCCGUAUUCUCGUCUUCUUUGUCCUGACCAUCUUCUUCAUGGGCUUGCUGGUCCCUUACGACAACCCCAACCUCAUUACCGACUCCAGCGACGCCUCCGCCUCCCCUAUGGUCAUCGCCGCGAAGCUCGCCGGCGUGAAGGUCCUGCCUAGUCUGAUCAACGCCGUCCUCCUGACCGUGGUCCUGUCGGCGGCCAACUCCAACGUCUACAGUGGCAGUCGUGUGCUUCUCGGUCUGGCUCAGGAAAAGUUCGCGCCCCCAAUCUUCGGCUGGGUCACCCACCGUGGUGUGCCCUACGUUAGCGUCGCCUUCACCGCCGCCUUCGGACUUCUCGGGUUCAUGAACGUCUCCGAGUCCGGUGGAAAGGUCUUCAACUGGCUGGUCAACAUCUCCAGUGUGGCUGGAUUCAUCUGCUGGACGUCCAUCAGUCUGAGUCACUUGGCGUUCAUGCGUGCGCUGAAGGCGCGCGACAUCUCUCGCGAUACCUUGCCUUACAAGGCCGCCCUCCAACCCUAUCUGACAUGGUACGGGCUCUUCUUCAGUGUCCUGAUCAUCCUGACCCAAGGAUUCACGGCCUGGAUUCCCACCUUCAACGUCUCCGAUUUCUUUGUUGCGUACGUCUGCGUGAUCAUCUUCGUGGUGCUGUACCUGGGCCACAAGCUUCUCUACCGCACCCAUCUGGUGCACCCACUCGAAGCAGACCUGCAAUCGGGCCGCCUCCAGAACUACUCCUGGGAAACGGCGAGGCCGAAGACGUGGCAGGAGAGGCUUCGCGAGAGUCUUUGA
This is a messenger RNA of Aspergillus bombycis, 1695 nucleotides long. Its product is annotated as putative amino acid permease (Can1). Gene Ontology annotation, molecular function: amino acid transmembrane transporter activity. Bases 1 to 1695 code for a protein of 564 amino acids. The transcript is spliced from 3 exons. Gene Ontology annotation, cellular component: membrane. Lineage: Eukaryota; Fungi; Ascomycota; Eurotiomycetes; Eurotiales; Aspergillaceae. Gene Ontology annotation, biological process: amino acid transmembrane transport. The record is from RefSeq and is a predicted model, not a curated record.